GCUCCACUUCGCUGCUUGUGGAUUAUAUUUCUGUUUCACCUGCCGCUGAACUCACAGGAUCUGACCAAUGAGGGCCCUGGGGUUCUGGUGGGUGGCGGCCUUGCUGGGGCUCGCUGCGCUGGGAUUGGAGGGCCGUCCGAGCCUGGACGAGUUUGCGGCUCCGCAGUAUCGACCGACGGUCAGAUUCCGCCACAAGGAUGGGAUUGUUGAGAGCUUACGGAUAAAGGGUGUGUUUGGCCGUGCUGGCGGGAGUGGUGUGUGUGAGCACAAGUACUGUGGACUGGGCCGCCACUGUGUGGUGGACGCGGGGUCGGGUCAGGGCGAGUGUGUGUGUCUGGAGCGCUGUAAGCCGCACUACAAACCCGUGUGUGGAUCAGACGGCCGACUCUACCAGAACCACUGUGAGCUGCACCGAGCAUCCUGCUCCUCACACCAGCACAUCACCAUCAUGCACAGCGACGAGUGCUUCUACAAGGAUGAUAGCUGUCGUCUGGGCGACUACAAGAAGCUGAAGAGUAAGAUGGCGGAGCUGCACGACCGGCGCUACAUGGCUCCUGGUCACCGUGGAGAUUACCGUGACGACAUGGCGCUGCGCCAGCGUCUGGUGGACCUGAUGUUCAAACGCUUCGACGCCGACGGCAACGGCCGCGUGGACAGUAGUGAGCUCUCACAGGUGAUUAAGCAGGAGGGUCUGACCAAGUCAGCGUCCGACUGCACGCUGUUUGACCUUCUCAAAUACAACGACGAGGACAACGACGAACAUCUCACCAAAGAACAUCUCACCAAAGAAGAGUUCUACACGGCAUUCGAUGUGUUCCAGCUUGUCCUGCCUGAUGACCAGAAGCUGAGUGUCUCCACGGUAACCGUUGGCCAGAGUGCAGUUCUGACAUGCGGCAUUCUGGGAGAACGCCGUCCACCAAUCAUCUGGAGACGCAACGGCCAGGCGCUCAACACUCUGGAGCUGGAGGACAUCAACGAUUUUGGUGACGACGGGUCGCUGUACAUCACCAAGGUUACCACCACACACAUGGGCAACUACAGCUGCCACGCCGACGGAUACCAGAAGCUCUCACAGAUACACACACUCCAGGUCAACGUGCCCCCGGUGAUCAGGGUGCACCCGGAGAGCCAGGCGCGGGAGCCGGGCGUCACUGCCAGCCUGCGGUGCCACGCAGAGGGCAUCCCUCACCCACAGCUGGCAUGGCUCAAGAACGGCAUGGACAUCACCACCAAGCUCUCCAAGCAGCUCACGCUACAAGCUAACGGCAGUGAGGUGCACGUCAGCAACGUGCACUUUGAGGACACCGGAGCGUACACCUGCAUCGCCAAGAACGAGGCGGGAGUGGACGAGGACAUCUCCUCUCUGUUUGUGGAGGACUCCGCUCGCAAGACACUUGCAAACAUCCUGUGGAGGGAAGAAGGUCUGGGCAUCGGGAACAUGUUUUACGUGUUCUAUGAGGACGGCGUGAAGGUCAUCCAGCCAGUGGCCUGUGAGAUCCAGAGACACAUCAAACCCAGUGAGAAGCUGCUGGGCCGACAGGAGGAGGUGUGCCCACGACAGGAGGGGGAAGAGCAGCAGAAGUGUGUGUGGUCAUCGGCGGUCAACGUGAAGAACAAGUUCAUCUACGCCACACAGCCCCUCCUGAACAGAGUGCUCAUCGUGGACAUCCAAUCACAGAAGGCCGUCCAGACGGUGGCUACUGACGCGGUGCCGGUGAAGCUGCACUUUGAUAAAUCCCACGACCAGGUCUGGGUGCUGAGCUGGGGAGACCUGCAGAAGAGCUCUCCUACCCUACAGGUGAUUGGCCAGGCCAGCGCUGGCUCCUCCCACCACACGGUGCACACGCAGCCGGUUGGUCAACACUUCGACCGUGUGGAGGACUUCUACAUCCCCCCCACCAGCCUGCUCAUCAGCCACGUCAGGUUCGGGAUGGUCCUGCAUAAGAGUGAGCCGGUGCUGCACAAGCUGGACCUGGCGAGCGCGUCGUACGUCCAGAACAUCAGCCUGGCCGAGCACGAGUGUGUGCCGCGCGCGCUGGCCUACACACACCUGGGCGGCUACUACUUCAUCAGUUGCCACGACGACGACGACGACGGCGCGGGCGGCCGGCGCCCCCAGCUGGUGCUGGACAGCGUGACGGACCGCGUGAUCGGCCUCAACGGCGACGUGAGCGGAACCCCGUACGUGUCGCCGGACGGCCGGCACCUGGUCACCGUGGACGACCGCGGCGGGAUGCUGCGCGUGCAGGAGGUGUCCGAGCGCGGCGGUCAGAUCGGGCCGCCGUUCGACGUGCACACCAACCUGCAGCUGUCGGACGUGGCCUUCCUGCCCAGCUUCACCGUGGGCGGUCAGUACAACGCGUUCGGCAGCUCCGGCCGCCAGACGGACGCCCUGGUGGUGGAACUGCGCUCCGGAACCGUCAAGAUGAUCAAGAGCCUGCGGGAGCCGGCGGCGGCGGACCAGUGGCGCUGGGGGGGGCAGAACCGCGUCAUGGUGUCCAGCGGAAUGUUCGGACAGCACCUCGUGAGCCCGGCCCAGCGCUCGCUGCUCAUCCUGGACGGACGGCUGGACAAGCUCAACUGCGAGAUCACGGAGGUGCCGGGAGGGAACACCGUGGUGUGGGUGGGGGAGCCGUGACCCCCCCGCGACC
Molecule: messenger RNA, 2651 nt
Organism: Sardina pilchardus (European sardine)
Lineage: Eukaryota; Metazoa; Chordata; Actinopteri; Clupeiformes; Clupeidae
Gene: fstl5
Product: follistatin-like 5
Biological process (GO): regulation of BMP signaling pathway; cell differentiation; multicellular organism development
Molecular function (GO): protein binding; calcium ion binding
Source: RefSeq, a predicted model, not a curated record